GACCAAUCAUAUCAGCCGGAAUAACUGUCGCCCAUUCGCACCAACCAAAGUUGAGCUCAUUGCUGGAGCAGUCAAUCAGCUGGCAACACGCUCCUUAAUUUCUCUACCAUCAUGUCGGUUGGCCUCCUACGAACAUCUGUUGCGAACGCGGGUCGGACCGCCGCUUGGAGGCCCCAGCCCUCAAUAGGGAUUCAAGUAUGUCGGUCACUACAUACUACGCAACCCACGAAUACGGCUGUCCCUGUUACUGCAUCAAACCCUGUCACCCAACUUGCAAAGCAGGGUUCCAACCAACUGAGUUUGGAGACUCCUGCGAACAAGGCUGAAUAUGUACUGUCAACACUGGACAAGAUUACCAACUGGGCGAGACAGGGUUCGAUGUGGCCCAUGACUUUCGGUCUGGCAUGUUGCGCUGUAGAGAUGAUGCAUAUGGCUGCGGCAAGAUACGACCAGGAUCGUCUAGGUGUCGUUUUCCGUGCGAGUCCUCGACAGUCUGACAUCAUGAUCGUCGCGGGUACUCUUACGAACAAGAUGGCACCUGCGUUGAGGAAGGUCUAUGACCAGAUGCCAGAACCUCGCUGGGUUAUCUCUAUGGGCUCAUGCGCGAAUGGCGGCGGUUACUACCAUUAUUCGUACUCUGUGGUGAGAGGGUGUGACCGAAUUGUACCAGUCGAUAUCUACGUGCCCGGGUGCCCACCAACUGCUGAAGCGUUGCUGUAUGGCAUGCUGCAGCUUCAGCGCAAAAUGCGACGUAACAGGAAGAGCGUCCUUUGGUAUCGAAAGUAAGAAGUGUCUUGAGCAUAGGAGGGUUGGAUAUGAUCGAGCCGGCUAUUCGAAGACCCCUCUCUGUAUAUACUUUUUGCAUUCCACCUAUUUUCUACCGAAUUUGCUCUGUGACGUGUGUGCUGUAUCAGUGAUGGAAUGAAAGCAAUGAUUCUAAUCUCUCCCUGUCUC
Somion occarium is the source of this 954-nucleotide messenger RNA. NCBI's taxonomy places the organism in Eukaryota, Fungi, Basidiomycota, Agaricomycetes, Polyporales, Cerrenaceae. The record is from the annotation of a GenBank genome assembly.